AGUACAGCCUCCAGGAUAGCCUGCCUCCAUGCUGGAGGUAGAGCUGGGCUGCAGUCAAGGUAGAGGAGCAUUCCCCAGAAUCCAUAGGGUUUCUCAAUUGGCUGCUAAAUAGGGAGACUGGGGUGUGAGGUGUGGGUACGAAAGGAACAAAUACCAGGUAUAACACUCUUGGCACCCACUCAAUGCCAGCUGUGCCUUGGGGGACCAGAUCAGCUCAGCUUUGGGUCUCCUGCCCUUUUGCACCAGCUGUCCUGAUUGGUUUACUGAAUGUUCCCAGCCUGCCCCAGACUGGACCAGGCUUCGCAUACCAUCUAGCCAUCCACCCUAUUGGGGCUCCUUGGAAAUUGAGGAAUGCGAUUCUGCCACCAUGAUGGAAGGAUUGAAAAAACGUACAAGGAAGGCCUUUGGAAUACGGAAGAAAGAAAAGGACACUGAUUCCACAGGCUCGCCAGAUAGGGAUGCAAUCCAUCCCAGCCCACACGAACCACCCUACGAUAGCAAAGCAGAGUACGCACGUGAAGGAGGAAAAAAAGUAUCGAAGAAAAGCAAUGGCGCCCCGAAUGGAUUUUAUGCAGAGAUUGACUGGGAAAGAUAUAACUCUCCUGAGCUCGAUGAAGAAGGCUACAGCAUCAGACCAGAAGAACCCGGCUCUACCAAAGGAAAGCGCUUUUAUUCUUCAAGUGAAUCAGAAGAGGAGGAAGAAUCACACAAGAAGUUUAAUAUUAAAAUUAAACCUUUGCAAUCGAAAGACGUCCUCAAGAGCGCAGCUACCGUCGACGAGCUGAAGGCGUCUAUAGGCAACAUUGCUCUUUCUCCAUCACCAGUGGUAUCUGUUCUCUCUUCCUUUUUGCUGAUCACAGAGGCGAAGCCCGGUGAAGAGGUAGCAAGACCCCGACGCUCAACACCCACACCAGAGCUUAUAAGCAAAAAACCUCCAGAUGACCCAAUGGCACUGGCCCCGCUCUUUGGUCCUCCAUUGGAAUCGGCAUUUGAAGGGCAGAAAUCCGAAGUUCCUUUAGAUCAGCCUGAGAUAUGGGGUUCUGUCCAACCAAUGAAUCCAAGCCUCGAGUCUCCAAAGUUAACAAGACCUUUUCCCACUGGAACACCUCCACCUUUGCCUCCUAAAAACGUACCAGCAACCCCACCCCGAACCGGCUCUCCUUUGACAGUGGGACCAGGCAGUGAACAGACCCCACACGAGGUCAAAGGUGAGAAACUACCAUCCAUCAGUGAUUUGGACAGCAUUUUUGGCCCAGUUUUGUCCCCCAAGUCUGUGGUCGUUAACACAGAAGAAAAGUGGGUCAAUUUUUCUGAUGCAUCCCCGGAACGGGUCACUCCAGAGUUGACUUCAAGGGAAAAGGUGGGGUCCCCACCGCUGGUGUCAGAAAACCCAACUGACUCCCCAGCUGUUGACCCUCCACGAAGCAUUCCAUCGCCACUUGAUUUAGAAGAGGUUCAGAAGAAGUUUUCUGAGCAGACCCUCGGAAAAGAUGAUAACUUAGAAACAGUCGCAUCUCCUAAAGAUUUUGGGGUGGGCCAAAGAGCUACACCACCUCCCCCUCCACCACCCACCUACCGGACUGUGGUAUCGUCACCCGGACCCAGCUCAGGCAGUGGGACGGGAACCGCCAGCGGAGCAUCAUCCCCAGCCCGGCCUGCCACCCCAUCAGCCCACGGCAGCAGUGGGACCACACCACCACCUCCUCCUCCUCGGCCUCCAUCUAGACCCAAGCUGCCUCCCGGGAAGCCCGGGAUGGGAGACAUGUCCAGACCUUUUAGCCCUCCCAUACAUUCUUCGAGCCCUCCUCCAAUCGCACCCCUUGCUCGAGCAGAGAGCACAUCAUCAAUAUCGUCCACCAACUCCUUGAGUGCAGCUACGACACCUACUGUUGAAGAUGAUGUUUUUAAUGGCAAGCUCCCUUCGUUUGAAAGGCACGGUGAAACGCCUGAAGAGAAUGACCAGCCUUCCCUCGUUUGGUUUGACAGAGGAAAGUUUUAUUUGACUUUUGAAGGCUCUUCUCGGGGACCCAGCCCUCUAACAAUGGGAGCUCAGGACACCCUCCCUGUGGCAGCAGCAUUCACAGAAACAGUCAAUGCCUAUUUCAAAGGAGCAGACCCCAGCAAGUGUAUAGUGAAGAUCACUGGAGAGAUGGUGCUGUCAUUCCCCGCAGGCAUCACCAGACACUUUGCCAACAACCCCUCCCCAGCCACCCUGACCUUCCGAGUGGUGAAUUUCAACAGGUUAGAACACGUCCUGCCAAACCCCCAACUUCUCUGCUGUGAUGAUGCACAAUGUGAUGCCAACACGAAGGAAUUCUGGGUAAACAUGCCAAAUCUGAUGACUCACCUAAAGAAAGUAUCUGAGCAAAAACCGCAGGCAACAUAUUAUAAUGUGGACAUGCUCAAAUAUCAGGUGUCUGCCCAGGGUAUUCAGUCCACUCCGCUGAACUUGGCGGUGAACUGGAGGUGUGACCCAGCGAGCACCGACCUACGCAUCGACUACAAGUACAACACAGACGCAAUGACCACCCCAGUCGCCCUCAACAACGUCCAGUUUCUCGUCCCCAUUGAUGGUGGAGUCACCAAACUUCAAGCGGUGCUGCCCCCUGCUGUUUGGAAUACUGAACAGCAAAGAAUAUUGUGGAAGAUCCCUGACAUCUCUCAAAAAUCAGAAAAUGGAGGGGUGGGUUCUUUGCUGGCGAGAUUCCAGUUAUCCGAAGGCCCUAGCAAACCUUCUCCGUUGGUCGUGCAGUUUACCAGUGAGGGGAGCACCCUUUCUGGCUGUGACAUUGAGCUGGUGGGAGCAGGCUACCGGUUUUCGCUCAUUAAAAAAAGGUUCGCAGCAGGCAAAUACCUGGCAGAUAACUAACAGAACCUUAUGCAAGCAUAUGGAGAGCCCAUAUCACGGAGGACUGUCAUACAUGGAACAGGUUUUUGUUUGGGGUUUAAUGAAAACAAAGUAAAACCUGCCUUGGGGACAUUUCUGCUGGAAGCGUCCAUUACUUUCAGCGACCUUUCUCCCUCCGUGGACAACACCGUGUUGAGACCAGUCCCACAGUAUUUACUUCUAGGUGUAACAUUGUUAAUGGUUUUAAAAUGUAAUUAUUGUAUUUGUAAAUUGUACUCAUUCCCGUAAGACUGUAUUUCAGGCGGUUAGACAAACUUGAGUUUUAGCAUUUGACCAUUCACGAAAUGGGUGUAAUUUAAACUAUGGUAUAUAAAUUUACUAGUAGUCCUGUUGAUUGGCACAAGGCUUACAGAAAUAGAUUGCAUUUUGUCAAUAUAUAAAGUUUAAAUACAAUACUGGUAGCGGCUUUCAAAGGGGGUGCCUCAAGCACAGAAGGAUUCACAGCUUUCCUUUUCUCCUCCGGUCCUUACCAUGUCUUAUUCUAUAGUGUGAAAUUAAAAGUUCUACCUUCCAACAUUUAGUGGGGUUCAAUUUAAAAAUAUUUCAGUAAAUUCUAAGGCUACAACAUAUUUAAAGAAGGCAAGAUGUACCACUUUUUAACCGCUUUUUUUUCAAACUGCAAAUUUCAUAAAAAUGCACGCCAUAUAAACAGGGCCUCUUAUUUUUAUAAUAUAUAAAAAAGGGGAUAUUUAAAGUUAAAAUUAUGAAACUAUGAUUGAGAUUCCAGAGGAUGCUGGGAUCUGGGUCAUUUCCCUAUACUCACCACCUCUCCCCCAAACUGGGCAGAUAUGGAGAUUCCUGAAGAAUCAGGCAGUUUUACUGUGAUUUUAAGAUGAUGAGAAUUUCUUGAGCUCUUUAUUAAGGAUUGCUACCUGAUUGUGGAUGUAACUGUUUCUGAAACUCUGCAGGUUGAACUGACCUGCAUCGGUUGUUCUAUUCCCCUACGUGGAGGCUGUCAGUCUUUGAGUGAGUUCUGAAGUCCCCUGCAUCCAUCUGAUGGGAGAAUGUUGAUUUGCAGCUUAAAAGUCUUUUGGGGAACGGGGAAAACCAAGUCAGGCUGUAUGGCUGAAGUUGUCUGAAAUAAAUGUCCUCUCCGAUGAACAAAAUGUUCUUUAAAAAUCUGAAUUACUGUAAACUAGAAACUCUUGCCAUUCCUUUGGAACCAAUAAGAUGGGUGCAAGCCACAGUUCCUGUCAUUGACCUCCAUUGCCAUGAGGCAGAAGGGGGGUGAGGGGAUGCAGUCCUCUAACCCUGACCAGCAAAAUGCAGGUUUCCAUAGGAGAAAUAUUUCUUGGGAUGCACUCCCUAGUAACUAUUGUCCAGUCUUUCUAUGGAAGAACCUGCCCUUCAACUCCUUGGCACACCACCCAGUUAGCAUUUAAAUACUUUUUUGGAGAGGUGGGGGGAUCUGUAUAUGUUAGUUCAUUGGUGAUGGGUAUUCCCCAUGUGGAUAUUCCCUUCACUGAUACUUCUCAGAAAUUCAUCAUUCUUAGGCUUUAUCUGGGGUGCUGAGAGUUUAAGGCCAUAGUCAUACAGUUAAUAUGUGUUGAAGGCAGGACUUAAACCAAAAUCAUCCUGGCUCCAAGGCCAGCCUUCUGUCCAAUAGAUUACACUGCCUUUCUCAGAUA
Molecule: messenger RNA, 4536 nt
Organism: Vombatus ursinus (common wombat)
Lineage: Eukaryota; Metazoa; Chordata; Mammalia; Diprotodontia; Vombatidae
Gene: SGIP1
Product: SH3 domain GRB2 like endophilin interacting protein 1
Exons: 25
Coding region: 368-2869 (833 amino acids)
Biological process (GO): clathrin coat assembly; clathrin-dependent endocytosis; synaptic vesicle endocytosis
Cellular component (GO): plasma membrane; clathrin-coated pit; clathrin-coated vesicle
Source: RefSeq, a predicted model, not a curated record